AUGGCGCUCGUCACAAUCUCGGGAUUCCCCUGCUCGGGCAAGACGACGCGCGCACGCGAGCUCAAGGCCGACUUUGAGGCGCGGAUAGCCAGCCCGUCGUACACCGGCCAGAAGUUUGACGUCGUGCUCGUCGACGACGCCGGGAGCCAUGUCACGCGGGCAGCGUACGACUCCUCUGCCGCCGAGAAACCCUCCCGCGCAGCCCUCUUCACGGCGGCCACGCGCGCCCUCUCGCCCAACACCAUCACCAUUGUCGACUCGGCAAACUACAUCAAGGGCUUCCGGUACCAGAUGUACUGUGCGGCCCGGGAGGCGCAUGUGCGCGUCGCGACGGUGCGUGUUGCCGCGCCACCGGACAAGUGCCGCGAGUGGCAUGCGGCGAGGGCAGAGGACGAGCAGUACAAGGAGGCGACCUUUGACAACCUCAUUAUGCGGUACGAGGAGCCCAACUCGAUGCAGCGGUGGGAUGCGCCGCUAUUCACCGUGCCUUGGGACGAGGCGCUGCCCGCCGACGACAUCUGGGCUGCCGUCACCAAGGGAGAGAAGAAGCCACCAACGGGUGCAGUGGUCACUCGCGGAAAACCGCCACCUGGCACGCUGCAGACACUGACAAACACCACCACCGCGCUCGUCCAGUCCCUGCUGCAGCAUUUGACAGCCGCGCCCGGCGCCAACACCUUCCCCGUGCCGUCCCCACCUGCCGCUGGAAAACUCGUCCUCCACCUGCCGCACGGCCGCAGGCCCACGCUCGCGGAGCUGCAGCGCCUCAAGCGCCAGUUUGAGGCCCAGCAGAUCCAGGCGCAGAAGAGUAACGCACGCUCAGCAGGCAACUGGACCGAGCCCGAGGUCGCGUCGGGCUUUGUCGCCUUCCUCGAGGCGACGUGGGAGACAACGACAUAG
Vanrija pseudolonga is the source of this 900-nucleotide messenger RNA. RefSeq names its product Protein kti12 (gene kti12). Lineage: Eukaryota; Fungi; Basidiomycota; Tremellomycetes; Trichosporonales; Trichosporonaceae. The transcript is spliced from 4 exons. The record is from RefSeq and is a predicted model, not a curated record. Gene Ontology annotation, biological process: tRNA wobble uridine modification. The coding region runs from base 1 to 900 and encodes 299 amino acids.